AUCUACCGAACAUCCGAUUCAAGGUCAUAAUUGAUAACGAUCAUCCGGUUGUUCAUGUUCAUGCUACUGAGCUAGCUGUCAAAAAUGGAGACACUUCAUAAUUUUGUUAAUCUUUGUAAAGAAUAUCCAUCCGCGUCUAUUUUGUGUUUAUUUUUAAUUGGAUACAUUUUAUAUUACUUUAACUGUGUUGCAAAGAAGCCGCUGCUAGCCUGCAAAGACAAGAAGUUACGUCAGUUUCUUGCGAACCAUGUUCCAAUUGUGUUUGAGAAGUUCUGGCCGACCUUUUGGUGCUUCGAGAGCAGAGCUAUGACAAUCAUUCGAUCUUUUAUAGAAACUUCGCCAGACAUUAUGUAUGAAUGUGAACUGUUGUCGAUGCCUGAUGGAGGUCAGGUACGACUAGACUGGAUGAACAAUAAUGACAGCCCUCAAUACCCAGACAAUGACACAAGACCUACAGUUGUUAUGCUUCCAGGACUUACAGGGACAAGCUUUGAAAGCUACAUCCUAAACCUUGUAAAUGAAGCUAAAAAGCUGGGAUACCGAGUGGUUGUGUUCAAUAACAGGGGAAAUGGAUCAAAACUGUUGACGCCGCGCACCUACUGCGCUGCUAACACAGAGGAUCUGGGGCGUGUGGUCCACUAUGUGAAGUCAAAAUACCCGGACGCUCCACUCAUGGGCACGGGAGUCUCCCUUGGAGGAAUGAUCCUGUUCAGUUACUUGGCGAAGACAGGCAAGGACUGUGGAAUGUUAGCAGGGAUGUGCGUUUCCAUGGCGUGGAACGUGUUUGAAUCUGUGGAAACGCUGGAGAAGCCAGGUAUCAACAAACACAUACUCAACAGAAUGCUGGCGAAAGGCCUUGUGGAAAACUUUAAAAAGAAUAUGCAUCUGUUUGAAUCCCACAUAGAUGAUGUACAUCAUGUAUUAAAGAGCACGACUAUUCGCGAGUUUGAUGACCGUUUUACUGCCCCGAUGUUUGGGUACCAGACUUGGGAGGAUUACUACCGUGACGCGUGCAUACAUGACAAAGUCCACGCCCUAGAGGUCCCUGUGCUUUGUCUAAAUGCUGCCGAUGAUCCAUUCUCCCCCCAUUAUGCCAUUCCAGUAAAUGAGGCCGAAGAUAAUGACAAUAUUGCCAUCCUGGUGACAUCACACGGCGGCCAUAUUGGAUUCCUGGAUGGACUGUUACCACGGCAACCAACGUACAUGUACAGAAUGUUCUCACAGUACAUGGAUGGCGUUUUUAAACAUGCCGGAGAAUAUAUCCAUAAAAAUGAAUAGACAAAUUUUCCAUGCCAUGUUUUUUUCUUGCCAGGAAAAGUUGAUAUUUUUAACGCCAAUGGGAUCAAACAGUUUAGCUUUAUGAUUUUGAUAAAGUUUAGCAUUUGUUUUCAAAUGGUGUAGCAAACACGCUACCCAUUAGCGAACUGUCUCACACAAGUACAGUUGGCUGAUGAAGAUUUCUAUCGUAUUGCUUUUUUUUUCUUACUUAUUUUAACGGCUAGCAUCCAAUGCUGUAUGUAACUGUUAUUUCUUAUGCAGUCCGUGACUAGCAUUAUACAUGUAGGGAUAAUAUUUUGCUUCACUGUGAUAUCAGUAACUUUCUUUUAUUUGAAAAUGAAAAGAAAAUAUAUUGCUUCGCAUAAUCUUACAUUUACCUUAAAAUGACUUAAAAACAGGUAUAACCCAUAUACUCCAGUAUAUAAUAAACAUUACAGUUUCUUAAAGAAAUUAAGUGAAAAGGGUAUGCUUCAAUGUUAUUUAUUCAAAUUAUUGUUUCAAAUCCCCCUCAUUUGUAGCUUGUUGAUGUAAAAAGUCAAAGUCAAAGCCUUGAUGUUUGAGACGGCAAAUAUCCUAGGCAGUGUCAUGGGUAAUGCUACACAUUGACCUGUUUUUUGUAAUCAUAUUAAACUUGGUACACAUGUUGCAUGAGACAAUGUGGACAUAUGUAGAAAGGCACAUAACCCUGGCUCUAACAAUUGUCGAGAUAUUCGCCUUAUUCGACUAAAACAUACAAAACAGACAAGCAUCUGAAAUCCCUCCAAAGCGCUCUUGUUAUUUAUUUUUUGUUCAGCUGCUUUAUGCACUUCUAUUUUCUUUGAAAUGAGCCAAAAUGUCAGGUUACAUAAAUGUAUGUUUCAAUAUAUAUACCGGUAAUUGAAAAAGUAGGGGGCCAACUUAAUAUCAGUUUUCCAGUGUUAAAACAUCAAAUCUCAUAAAUACUUCAUAUAAUUUUUGAAUUCUAGUUAUUCUGACAAAAUGGAAUAUACUGACAUAACAGUCAAUGAAAAUAGUUUUCAGGGUAAGAAGUUCAUGACAAUUAAUUGUUUAAAUAAAGUAGAACUAUUCUUUGAAACAUUUGUUAUGGUAAAUUGAUAUAUUAAGUGAUGUCCUAAUUAACUAAACUAACUUUUGAUUAAACACCAGUAUCAAACUAAUCAUAUGAUGUUUAAAACAUUUUUUUUAUUUUAUUUUUUUUAGGAAAUUUAUUUGUAAAUUUAGGAAACUCAAUUAAAUUUAAGGAAAUUGAUUUAAGGUAGGAAAUAACUUAAGAUCUUUUAUGAAUACCAGCCCCAACAAGAAUGGCGAGGAGCUGUAUUCUUAAAGCAUCUAAUGUCGUUUCCUUAUACUGACUGUAAGUUGAUUAUCAUAGUCAAAUAAAAAGAAAUGUAUAUUCCUUUGAAUAUUAGGAUAUUAUAGUAUUUCUUUUCAAUUACACCAAAGAAAGAUAUUUUGGAAAAUCUUUAUUUUUUGUUUCAUAUGACUAAAGAGAUACUUAAAUUUGGAAAGUGACUUAUGCAAGAAAAUGUUUAAAAAAAGUUUUUUUAUGAAUAUCACUCUAAGUACUUAAAGCCUCAGUCUGAAAAUGUGCAAUAUUAUGAUAUGAUGUUGUGUUUGUUAUUAUGUAUUUAUUUAGCUUUAAUGUUGUGUUAGAUUGACAUAAGUAUAAAUCUCCCACUAGUUGCACUUGAGGAGACUUUAGGUUUGUGUCCCCAAAUAGUAAAAAUACUUCUGUUUUUAACUGGAACCGACCAUCACUUAAAGAGUAUUUAUACUAUGUUGAUGAAACUUGGUUUCUUGACUGAUGGCAAUAAGAAGCUUAUGCCUGUCACUUAAGAAAAUUAUGUCAAACACUAUGAAAGUGUUGUUAUUGCACCAUCAAAAGUUUUGAAAAAUGAUCUAACUGAAUUUGGAAAUAACUCCAAAAGUUUUAAAGCUAUGUUCUUGAAAUUUGAGGAUAAUAAGGAGAUUAUGCACAUGAUUUUUUUUAUCAAACAUAAAUUGUGGUUGCCAUGGCAACAGAAAAGAAAAAUACCUCACUAAGGAAAAACGUAUAGGUUCAUGAAACCAAGGUUGUUGAGAGUGAAAAAUCUUAGAAAAAUGUGGUUGCCAUGACAACAGAAAAGAAAAUACCUCACUUUGUAAAAUAGUAUAGGUUUUUGAAUCAUAGAAUGCUGAGAAUGAAUCUUUGACAAAUGUGGUUGCCUUGGUUGCAGAAAAGAAAAUAGCUAGGUUUAUUAAAUUAAGUAUGUUGAGAGUGAAUAAAUUUGGAAAAAUGUGAUUGCCAUUACAACAGAAACGAAAAAACGUCAGUCCAUAAACAAGUAUAGGUUUUUGAAUCUUAGUAGGUUGAGAGUGAAUCUUGGAGCAAUGUGGUUGCCAUGGUAACAAAAAAGAAAAUACCUAGGUUUAUAAAACUUAGUGUGUUUAGAUGAAUACUCUAGGGAAAAAGUGGUUGCCAUGGCAACAAAAAAGAAAAUACCUCACUUAGUGAAAAUGUAUUAUCAUAGGUUCAUGAUAUUUAGUAUGUUGAGAGUGAAUAAUCUAGGAAAAAUGUGGUUGCCAUGGUUAUGGAAAUAACUAAAAUACCAGUCUGGUAAAGUUUAUACUACAGCACUCAUUAUUUUUAAUGUAAACAGAUUAUAAGGUAUUCAUGAACAAUAUAUAAGUAGUCAUGGUUACUAUAGCAACAAAAGAGUAAAAAAGUAUCAUUUUCUUUUACCAUGAAUUUGUUAACAAAUAUAGGACAUACAUGUUCAUUGUCAAACAUAUCUUGCCAAAUGUUUAAACUUGUCUAGUGCAUGUUUUUAUGUUUAAAUAUUGAUAUAUAGGUUUUGCUUACUUUGUUAUUUUUUCAUAUUCUAUUUAAUCAACUUAUAGCACAACGUGUAUUGAAGUCAUUUUCUACUUGUGAAGAAUACUUACAAUAUUUACCUUUUAAAUGGCACUCUCACAAAUUUACCAUUUUGACAACAUUUUAUUUUUGUCUUUGAAUGAGCCUUUUUAGUAAAAACAUGUAUUUCAAAACUAUUGAUAUAAGACUGCUGACAAAUGAUCAGAUCGCAGUUUAUCCUAUUUACGUUCGAAAAUUAAUGAUUUUUUUUAAAGUAUUAUUUACUCUUUAAGAAAAAUGUAUAAAAGAAAUAUGUUUUGUACAUAAAUAUGAAAACUUGCGAUUUGAUUUUUGCCAGCAGUCUUAUAUCACUGGUUCAAAUGCAUGUUUGCAAAAAUUAGAUUGUUCCAAUAAAAACAAUAAAAAACUGCACUGUUGUCAAAAUGUUUAAUAUGACGGUGUGAGAUUGCAGGUUUAAACAAUAAAAAACUGCACUGUUGUCAAAAUGUUUAAUAUGACGGUGUGAGAUUGCAGGUUUAAACAAUAAAAACUGCACUGUUGUCAAAAUGUUUAAUAUGACGGUGUGAGAUUGCAGGUUUAAACAAUAAAAAACUGCACUGUUGUCAAAAUGUUUAAUAUGACGGUGUGAGAUUGCAGGUUUAAACAAUAAAAAACUGCACUGUUGUCAAAAUGUUUAAUAUGACGGUGUGAGAUUGCAGGUUUAAACAAUAAAAACUGCACUGUUGUCAAAAUGUUUAAUAUGACGGUGUGAGAUUGCAGGUUUAAGGA
This is a messenger RNA of Mya arenaria, 4900 nucleotides long. Its product is annotated as phospholipase ABHD3-like. Lineage: Eukaryota; Metazoa; Mollusca; Bivalvia; Myida; Myidae. The transcript is spliced from 9 exons. Bases 85 to 1278 code for a protein of 397 amino acids. The record is from RefSeq and is a predicted model, not a curated record. Gene Ontology annotation, biological process: medium-chain fatty acid catabolic process; medium-chain fatty acid biosynthetic process. Gene Ontology annotation, molecular function: monoacylglycerol lipase activity; acetylesterase activity.